Messenger RNA from Strongylocentrotus purpuratus (purple sea urchin), 3825 nucleotides. RefSeq names its product persulfide dioxygenase ETHE1, mitochondrial (gene ethe1). Bases 269 to 1201 code for a protein of 310 amino acids. NCBI's taxonomy places the organism in Eukaryota, Metazoa, Echinodermata, Echinoidea, Camarodonta, Strongylocentrotidae. Gene Ontology annotation, molecular function: sulfur dioxygenase activity. The record is from RefSeq and is a predicted model, not a curated record. The transcript is spliced from 7 exons. Gene Ontology annotation, biological process: glutathione metabolic process; hydrogen sulfide metabolic process.
GGCAUUACAUGUUAUAGCGCAGAGAGAUCGAGGAUCGAGUGAAAGCUGAAGAAGCCACUCCUCCUGACACACCCACAAAACCUUUCCUCUCAUUGGCUCAAGAAAUUUCUUUGACUUUGUAUUCUCCACUUGUAUUGGUACAUUAUUAUUCAGUGUUGCGCAUGUGGCUGGUACGUAGAGGCGCCAAGCAUCCAGCUGUAACGACCUUUAUUGCCUGUGACCUGUAUAAAUGUGCACCUGAAAAAACAAGAUUGCAUUAAUUGACAUCAUGUCUUCCUUUGGGUUAGGGUUGCGUUUGUCUAAAGUUACAGUCGAGCUAGCAGCAGGAAUAGCCAGGCGCAAUCAGACCGUAAAAUCUGGCGCUGUCUCUCUCGCUUGCUCUCGACUUCAACACGUUGAUCAGUCCCAAUCACUUCACACGCUGUCAGCUCAUACACCUGCGAGAUCGAGAUCAAGGCUUCUUCAAGAAUAUAAUAACACUUCAUGUAAUUUGGUCAACUUUGUGAGAAAUAUGUCUGCUGAAACUCUUCCUGAUCCUUCAAAUCUUAUUUUUAGACAGCUUUUUGACUACCAGUCUUACACAUACACCUAUCUGCUUGCAGACAAGGAUACUAAGGAUGCAAUCCUCAUUGACCCUGUCAUUGAACUCGUUAAGAGGGACUUGCAUCUUGUGGAAGAUCUUGGGCUUAAUCUUAUCUAUGCUGUAAACACCCAUUGUCAUGCUGAUCACAUAACUGGAAGUGGUUUGCUCAAAGAGAAGCUACCGAACUGUAAGAGUAUCAUCAGUGGUAACAGUGGAGCCAAAGCAGAUCUCUAUAUUGAUGAGGGUGAUCAGAUCAAGUUUGGUAAUUUGGCCCUAGAAGUGCUUUCAACCCCCGGCCACACAUCUGGGUGUGUCACCUAUGUAUUGCGCAAUGAGACAGGGACACCUGUGAUAGCAUUUACUGGAGAUGCCAUCCUCAUCAGGGGAUGUGGAAGGACAGAUUUCCAGGAAGGUGAUUCUGGGAUGCUCUAUGAUAAUGUACAUGGGAAGAUUCUCUCAUUACCUCCAACAACAAGACUAAUGCCAGCCCAUGACUACACAGGACAGACAGUAACAACAGUGAAAGAAGAGCUGCAGUUUAACCCCAGACUGACCAAGACCAAAGAAGAGUUCAUCAAGAUCAUGCAAGAGCUCAACCUCCCCUACCAAAAGCGAUAGACAAAGCUCUUCCUGCCAACUUGGUGUGUGGAAUAGUUGGAGAGGGAUAUGACAAGUGAGAUAGAACUGGAGACAAAGACACAACGUGUGAAUAAUCCCAUGUGUUAAUCCAUCAUUGAAGGCAAAGUCUUCUGAUGAAAUGAGAGGUUUCUAGCUGGAGAUGGUGUCAAGAUCAUAAUUCAUAUUCAGGUGGAGGCCAGAUUUAAUGUGCAAGGCGAUAUUAUGUAGAUGAACAAUAAACUAUACAAUGUGUUUCUGAAAAAAGGGGGAAAUCUAAUUUCCCCCCAGCUGUUUCUUCCAUAAAUACACAUUCAUGUAAAUGCGUUAUUAGACAUAUACCAUUAUGAAAGAUCAUGUGCUUCCUCUUUGAUAUUAUACCAAAUUUGUGAUCAUAAACCUUUGGAUCAAAUAAGAACCAAAAUAAAGUUAAGAUCGUCGCUGUCAAAAUUGAUUUGGGAAAGAUUGGAAUUUGUUAGACAUAAUAAGUAACAAUUCAUUGGACCUUUCUUCUCCUUCAUUUGAUUUUCUUUUUUUUUAAUCCUUUAUUCCUAAUCAUAAUCAGAUGUUUCACAAGACUAAGUUUAGACCCUGGUUUCAUGAUGAAAAAUAAAGGUUGAGGUGUAUGAUGUAAUGGUCAUAUAAAAAGCCUUUGGAAUCCAGUUGUGAGAUUUAAAAAAAAUGCAAAUUCCAUGCAAGUCUUUGAAGCAAAUGCUCCUCUAUGUGAACUUUUGUUUGGACAAAAGGAACAAUUGCUUGAUUUUUUUUGUUGCUUUUUGCUUUUCUGAUAGCCAUUUAAGCAUUUAUUGAAAAACCCCAACAACAUUGGGUUAAUGGUACCAGUGUACUAUUUACCGAUGUAUGUUGGUGUGUGUGAAUUCAAUAUCUACACUGAAAGAGAAAAUGCCAUUUUUGCUGCAAGGGUUCCUUGAUAACUGAAAUUGUAAUGUAAUAAAACUCAGAUGGAUUAAAUAAUAAUGCAGGGCAAAAGGUUGAAUAUCUUAUAAUAGGGAAUGUAUUUUUGAUACAAGUCUCAAAUAACAUUCCUAUUCGCAGCAGAGAUGAGUGACUGCUAUCAAAUCUGUAGUCAAUUUAUCUAUGCUGCAAAUGUUACUUGCAACUUGUUGUAUAUUCAACCUUUGCCCUGCAUUAUCAUCUAAUCCAUCUGUCAACAUUGAAUUACGCAUUGUGAUGCAAUACUGUAAUUAAAUUUUAAAGAUUAUCUAACACAAUUAAUCUGUACAUGAUCUCCUCAAGUGAUUUUUUAUCCAAUUGUUAUUUAACUGGUUGCAGAAGCUAAAAAGAAAGAAAAGUGAAGAAAGAAAAGUCUCAAAUGAUUUUCUUGGACCUACUGUAUAAUGAAUAAUAUGCCAUAGUCCUGUAGUCAAAUUUUCUCCAGAAUGUCUUUCGAACGGUCUUCAUGAUAAAAAUGUGUAUACAAUAUUCUUCAUUGUAUAUUCCCCAUGUUUCACAGUUUUUAUAUAUGAUAUUCAGAUUAUCUACUGGCAGAUACUUUUUAUUAUUCUAGCAUCAGUAAUAUCUUGUACAUAAUAUUAUGACAGAAUGUAAUUCUUAUAUGCAGCUGUCCUUGUCUUUGUUCCGAAUAUUAAAAAAUUGAAGAAAUGAAUACUGCCCUCUGAGAGGGAGAUAAUCCAACGACAGUUCUCCUAAUCCACUAAAAGAAACUCAUACAUAUGUACAUACAUACAUACAUACACGAGCCAGUAUGAUACAAUCCAACAUUAUUUGUUGUAUGACAAUUCCAGGUGUUUUUUGUAUUUUCGUAACAUUCAUUCAACAUAACUGCAUGCCUCUUCUCGUCAGUAUCAUGCUUUCUUUAAAAGAAUUUCAUUUUGUAUUGUGUUACCAUCUGGGCCCUGUAACACAAAGCUUAGCGAUUGAUUUUACGACCGAUUGCGUUGAUCAUGUUGUCCAAUUAGUCGUAAAAAUCAAUCAUACGAUCAGUUGCUAAGCUUUGUGUUAUGGGGGCCUUGUUGCUAGGAAUAUAACGCUGGUGAUUUAUGUCAAUAUGCAGCAUACCAGAUAGGAAAAUAUACACUGUACUGUAUUUCAUCUAAUGUACGUUUGUCACAUGAUAUAAUCAUAAAUUCUUUUGAAAUCAAAGGGUUUUCUUACAUUUUAUACUAUAUCACUAAGCGAUAAAUAUUAUUAGCUUUUCAAAAUGAAAGCAUUUGGUGUGAUAGAAUCUGCAAUAACACUGAAGAGUAUGUUUGUACUACACAUGUUAUUUACUUGUUCAUGAUAAAAUUGUGAAAUGUUCAUCUGUUCAUGAUAAGAUCAUUAAAAUUUUUAAUAAAAUUAUGAAGGUAAGAGUGCAUCAUCAAACAAACCAGAGUAUUUUCAUUAUCAGAGGUUUGUCAUGAAGUGUUCAUGAAUAAAUCAAAUUAUAUAAAAAUGCAUUUUUUUUGGUCAAUAUUUGUCAUCCCAAUUCAUAUUGAAUAUACGAACAAUUCAAAUGCACAUCAGAUUCUGUUUUUAUAUAAAAAUGUGUUUUUUUUACAAGAAAAGCAGUAUGUGUAAUACAGAGAAAGGGAGGACGAGACUGGCCAACAUCAAGGAAAUCUAUAGAAUCGAGAGAGAGGAAGACAGAGAGAGAGAGAGAGAGA